AUGCUGAAAGUGACGGGUACUCCAUCGACGAUGCCAUCAGGCAACCAAUCGUUUUUCAAUUUGGACAGCAGGAAAAAACAAGUCACUCUAUACGAUCCAGCUUUGUGCGGUACUCCGGCAACUCCCGAAGACAGAAGAGUCGGAGUUGCAGCACCUAAAAUGUUUGCAUUCGAUGCCAUAUUCACUCAGGACGAUUCUCAGGCCGAAAUAUGUUCGACGGCAUUGACCGAUAUCAUUCACGCCGUUAUCAAUGGUACGGACGGUUGUUUGUUUUGUUUCGGUCACGCAAAAUUAGGUAAAACGGGUACAAUGUUAGGAAGUCCCGAAUCCGUAAACACGCUGGGAAUAAUACCCUGCGCCAUAAGUUGGCUUUUUCGUGGCAUACACGAGCAGAAACAAAAAACCGGUGCCAGAUUUUCCGUACGAGUGUCUGCCGUCGAAGUUUGUCAACCGACGCAACAACUUAAAGAUUUAUUAGCCGGACAUGCAAACGAUUGCGAACAAUCUCCAGGUGUGUAUUUAAGAGACGAUCCAUUAUUCGGUACGCAAUUACAAAAUCAAAGCGAAUUAAGAGUACCGAAUGCGGAAAAAGCAGCUUUUUAUUUGGAUGCUGCCAUAAAUAGCAGAUCUGGAAAAGAUGACGGAAGGGAUUCGCAUUUUUUAUACACAUUACACGUGUAUCAAUAUAGCGUAGCUGGAAAAGGUGGAGUGGCCGGAGGACGAAGUCGAUUACAUUUGAUAGAUCUUGGAAGUUGCGAAAGAGGAAAAGCAAGCGGUGGUAUACCACUUUCGGGCCUUGGAAAUGUAUUACUUGCCAUUUUUAACGGGCAAAAACAUUUACCCUACAGAGAACACAAAAUCACCCAACUGCUAAAGGAAUGUCUUAGUUCGUUGACUUGUCACGCCGUCAUGAUCGCACAUGUGUCUCAAAGUUCUCAACACUAUACUGACACCCUUACAACCGUUCAACUCGCAUCGAGGAUACACAGAAUGAGAAGGAAAAAAAUUAAGUUCGGAGGCCCUUCUCCUGGAGGACCCUCGAUUUUAUCAAAUGGUAGUUCGAGCGAUGAAUUUUCCCGGCAUAAUGCAUCGACGGGUAGCAGCGAUUUCGAUCCGUCUAGUAGCGAACAAUCUGCCGACACGGUGAUUUACGUCGCGCCCCACGAUGAUGCCGCAACCGAUGGUGAACAUCCACCCGUUUACAUGCUUAACAUGGAUAGUAGAACGGGAGAAAAUCGUUGUGCCGUGAAUAAAAUCGUCAAAACGACAAAUAACGAAAUUCGAACGGGUGUUAAAUUUAAAAGUUGUACCGCGACCGCGACCCUACCAUCAUCUCCUGCCAAAACGACCAUUGGUAAUUAUAAGACUGAUGAAAAAUCUGCGAGUGGUAGUAGCAGUAGUAGUCCUCUUCACAAAACGAAUAAGUCUGGUUUUAACAGUUCUAAGUCUUCCCCCGUGCGAACGGUUACCGGUAAAAUACCAUCGAAAAUUCCAAAUUUGGAUAAUCAAAGUAAAACGUCGAAUCCGUUGCAAAUGACGACGAAACACGAAGAACAAUGGAUAGACGGUCCUAGAAUAUCGAAGCAAAAAGUGGCAGAAGCGAGAAAUUUAUUACUUAAAGAAAAUAAUAUUAAAAAAGAAACGUGGGUCGAUGGACCCAUGCAAAAACCGGGUAAAAUAACAACCGGUAACGGUGGUCAAUCGAGUGGAAAUUACGGGUUUAUGGAUAAUCAUAAAAAAAUUAUGAUUCGUAAAUGGGUAGAAAAUCAAACCGUUCAUUUGAAACAGAGUUUGGGGGGUACUUCGUCAUCCGCGAAACCCGAACUCACGAGCGGAUUGCUCAGGAGUAGCGAACCUACAAAAGACGAAGAUGAUAAUUUCGAAUUUAAAAAAUUUAACGAUUUCGAAGAUUUGGGAGAGCGUAAAGUCGAAGGUUCUUCGGAAACUAUCAAACCAGAAAAAAUAAUCACGGAAGACGUAAAAUGUAAUGUGAGCGUGUCCACAGCUCUCAUAAAACAAACGGACAAAUGUUUAAAAGAAUUGAAAAAAGUCGAAAAUCAGCAGCAGAAGAACCGGCAAAAUAAUUGCGGAGAAUCUAGCGAAUCGUCCGAAGAGGAAAAACUUCCGCCUCCUCCACUUCCGCUUAUUUUACGAUAUAACAAAGAUAUUAAAAUGAAUGGUCAAAAUCAACCGAUAAACGCAUUAGGGCUCCAGGGUAGUAGAAUGAUUCAAGACUACGACGACGAAGAAGACGAAAUAGAAUUGGAAAUAGUUGAAGUUACGGAACUCGAAGAACCCGUACCAACGCAAGACUCUUGUUUGCAAGUCACCGAAGAAGAUAUAGCUUUUUGUAUGGGCGAAUGUGAAAAUCCACUUCCGGAAGUUGAUCAAGAGGGAAGAGGAGGAGGAGGUCAUCACGAAGAAGAACAUCCUUUGAGAAUUUUAAGUCAAGAAAAUUUAACGGUCGUAUCGACAUUCACCGAUUCUUUAUCCGUAACCACGGAUUUCGAAAGAUGUCUUCCGAGACCUCGCUACGCACCUCCAUCGUUAUUCGAUCAACCGUUUUAUCCGAACGGUCCUUACGUUCACGACGAAUACAUCGAACUAUUAACGAAAAAUCACAAUUUGGAAAGGGAAACGAUCAAUCAAUUGACCGAACUUCACAAUUUCUACAAAUCCAAAAUAUUACAAAAUCCAUCAUCUAAAAUUUCCGCACGUUGUCAAAGUCUUUCCCUUUCGGACGUUUUCGAAAACGCUCCUGUGGGUGACUGCAACGAAUCCAGCGGUAAUUGCAGCAUAUACAGCGAACCCGCGUAUAAAUUCUUAGACGAAGAAAAUUCGAUUUGCAACAGUUGUAGAAAGAAAACAACAAUCGUGAAAAGCGACGACGUAAAAGACGAAAGAACGACGAAAGGACAAAAAAAUCCUGGAAAAUUGUCAAAUUUCAAUAAGAAUAUAUCAUCGUUGAGACAUCCGGACGGUGCAUCGAAUCCAAAUUUAGACGAAGAUGAUGAGAAAAAGGAAAAAAUCAUAGAAAAUGGCGUAUCGCAUAACAUCAAAUCCGAAACGACGUUUGACGAUAAAGAAGAUAAUAAAAUAACACAAUCUAAGAAAAAAUUAUUAUUAUCGUCGGAAUUUAACAAAAGAGGAAGUUGUAGUGGUAGUAGUAGUUCAUCAUCACCGAACCGUAAAUCGAAUCAUCAUCAUCAUCAUCAUCAUCAUAAUCACAACGGCCUUAAAUCAAAUCACGAUUCGUCUACGACUACGACGACGACGGCGAUUAUAAUACAAAACGAUAAUCAAAAAUUCAAUAGUGAACAAAUGAAAGGAACGGAAUUGAUGAAACACCAUCACGAAAGUAACAUAAAACUAAAUAACUCACCGACGAGAAAUUCAAAUUCUUCGUCAAGAGGUGAGUUGAGGAGAACUAACAGUGCGAGUACUAAUAAAAAUAGACGAUUCGAAGAAAACGAGGACGUUACGAAAACCCCGGCGACGCCACCGACAUCGUCCUCGUCACCACUAACACAGAACAAACACCUCUACUUCAAUAAGACGUGUCCUUCAAACGAAGGUUCAGACAGUGGGCACGAAUCAAAUGUAAGUCCUAAGAUAACAAAAAAUGGGGGAGUAAGAGUACCCCCGAGGCCCCAAGUUGUACAAUGCGAAAGUUCCGGAUAUGAAAGCGUCGUUAGUUUCACGUCGAGUUUAGAUUCCGAAGUUGGUGUCAAAUUGAUAAGAGAAGAAACGGAAGAAAUUCACGAUCCUGGUGGUCAAUCAGGUAUGUAUGAAACAAUCACAUAA
Pediculus humanus corporis (human body louse) is the source of this 3804-nucleotide messenger RNA. RefSeq lists its product as uncharacterized. The transcript has 11 exons. Lineage: Eukaryota; Metazoa; Arthropoda; Insecta; Psocodea; Pediculidae. Gene Ontology annotation, biological process: microtubule-based movement. The coding region runs from base 1 to 3804 and encodes 1267 amino acids. The record is from RefSeq and is a predicted model, not a curated record. Gene Ontology annotation, molecular function: ATP binding; microtubule motor activity; microtubule binding.